Messenger RNA from Syngnathus acus (greater pipefish), 2721 nucleotides. RefSeq names its product synaptotagmin XVI (gene syt16). Lineage: Eukaryota; Metazoa; Chordata; Actinopteri; Syngnathiformes; Syngnathidae. The record is from RefSeq and is a predicted model, not a curated record. The transcript is spliced from 8 exons. Bases 523 to 2211 code for a protein of 562 amino acids.
UUUCCCAGCGUUCAUGAAGGCGUCGCUGUUGUUCCGCGCUUUCGGGUGUGCGGCUCGCGGAGGAGAGUCCCGGAUGUCGGUCCUUGCCUGACGACUCUGCCCGGAGAGACCGGACACGCUCCCUCCCGCCCGGCUGCUGUCGCCAUGGCCUCUGACACUUCAGGCUGUGCGUGUGCGCGCGCUUGUGUGUACGUGCGCGCGCCUGCCGGCCACACCUUCCUCCUUGGCCCCACGGGAAGCACACGCAUCAAGCAGACGUCAGAAUAGCAACUGGAGAUCACUGACAAAGUGGAGAAAGACGUGAGACAGAAGAAAGGACUUGACAGAGAAGAGGGCAAGACGUUCGUGAAGAAGAGUCAGAAAAGUUGCGAGCAGAAUACAGAGGAGAGCCCAUUUCGGAGGAAUUGGAGAAGUGAGUAGAACAAAGUUGUGAAGGAGAAAAAAAAGUUGUUGAAGGUAGCAGUCAAAAUUGGUGUGAAAAAUAAGGAGAGAAGUCAUUGUGGAGGAGGAGGAGAGGACGACAUGAGAGGGGCGCCCAACUUGACUGCGGCGCCGUCUUCAGAUUUUGAAAGUUGUCUGUUUGUGUGGUCUGAUCAGUGUGUCAUUGUGUGUCCCCUCUUCCUCCUGCGACCAGUCACGGCGGAGGCGGUGGGCUUCCUGUCGGUGGUGGGCGUGUUCAUCGCCGCCCUGGCACUUGUCUUCCUCUUCAUCAAUAAGAUGCUCUGCUUCUCCAAUGUGGGCAGAACUCCGUGCAUGGAGCAGCAGCAGCGCCGGCCCUCAGGGAGCCAGCGGCCGCCGGGGGUCCGGCGCGGUCUCGUCAAGAGCUGGAGUGUGGAUGGCAGCCAAUCAUCCUCAGACAGCGACAACCAAGUGAUGAAGCAGUUUGAGAUCUCGGUGUCGCGAGCACACAGUUUGCGUUCGGAGCGGCUGCCUCCGAGAGCGGCCAGAUGCCGCGACAACUUUGCCGGUUCGUCGGAGCGACGGAAUGCCAACUCUCGCCCGUCCGAUUGUGAAGACGAUUUCCCACCGGCCGUCACGGAGGCGACCGCUGAACGCAGCCUUCAGGAGGUGGCGCCAGAUGGAACUCAGUCACCGCCGCAGCACUCAGAGAGCCCAACCGCCGGCGAACCGUUCAUGUCGGAGGACGUGGGGCACCGGGACACGGCCAACGGCUCUGCCCCGUGGACGCCUCAGGUCCUGUCGCGGUCAACCAGAAAAGAAGAGCCAGGGGCCGGUCCAAGUGUCAGCUGCGCUCCCUUUGUGUUGCCUGCCCAGGACGAAGACACCGCCCCGCCGCCGCCCACCUGCCCAUCCCCUCCACGAUGCGUCUCCAAGUGCUGCGACCUGCUGGUCUCACUGGAGUACCGAGCAGCCGGCGAGAAGCUGCUGGUCACAGUGGUGUCGGCGCGAGACCUUCCCGACCGACGGCGGAGCGGGGCAGACAACUGGCAGGUGCACGUCGUCCUCAUGCCGGCCAAGAAGCAGAGACACAAGACCUCGCUCAGUCGGGUGGGCUCCGACUUUGGUCUGGACUUUGGCCAGACCUUCGCUCUGACGCGGGUUGAGACCUCCCGGUUGGCGGCGUCGGCGCUCCGCUUCCGCAUGUACGCCCUGGAAGGCAGGAUACUCCGGCGGCGGAUGAUGGGCGAGAAGCUUCUGCCCCUGGCCGGCCUGGACCAUACGGCGGGAUCUGUCGAUGUGCAACUGGUGCUGGUGCCUCGCGGCAACAUGGAGAGCGUGGACUCAGAGCUGAGCCUGGCCGGUGAUGGCGCCUCGUCCUCGCACGAAUGCGCCGAGCUCCUGAUGGGCUUGUCCUACAGUGCUGCCACUGGGAGGAUGUCGGUGGAAAUCAUCAAGGGCAGCCGCUUGGGGAGCAUGGCCGCCGGCAGACCUCCGGACACGUUUGCCCGGUUGACGCUGCUCAACUCAGUGGGCCGGGAGAUCUCCCGCUGCAAGACGUCGGUGCGGCGCGCCCAGCCCAACCCGGUGUUCAAGGAGACCUUCGUCUUCCAGGUAGCGCUCUUCCAGCUGUCAGACGUCACGCUCAUGACAUCUGUCCACGGACGGCGCAGCCUCAAGCGCAAGGAGAUGAUCGGCUGGGCCGCCCUGGGCCAGAACAGCAGUGGCGAGGAGGAGCGCCUUCACUGGAGGGACAUGAAGGAGGCGCACGGGACGCAGGUGUGCAGGUGGCACGUCCUUCUGGAUGCCUGACCGACGCAAGCUCCUUGCCUUUUGUGUGCUGAAUGUGCUCGGGUGGCUUUGGGCCAAGAGUAAAGUAGCACUUGCUCAAGAAUCCUCUUGGAUAUUUCCAAAAGAAAAGCCAAGCUUUUCCACAUUCGCCAUGGAGUGUAUUCCGAUUAGAAUGUUUCAGAAAGCCCAAACGGAGCCAAAAUGCUGCAAAUAUCCUCAUUUCCAAGCAAACAAUGGCAAGAGGACGCUAACUUGUCUUGCAUGUGUUAUGGGCAGCACUUUUUGACAUCAACUGGCAGGAAGCUUUGUAUUCGAACAAGUGUUGCUGGGAAUGAGCGCUUGUGCAAUCGUUGUACAUAUGAACCACUUGACUGGGGCCUAAUUCAGCAUUUCUUGUUUUCUGUUCAACUGCCCCAGAGGCAAAUAUUUCAACUGUAAAUAGUAUCAUUUAUCUAUAAAAUUGUAAAUAUACCUCUGCAUGACAUUGUAUCCCUCAUUGACAUUAAAUGAAUAAAAUAAAAUAGAGAUCAA